Vollenhovia emeryi is the source of this 3468-nucleotide messenger RNA. Its product is annotated as baculoviral IAP repeat-containing protein 3-like. NCBI's taxonomy places the organism in Eukaryota, Metazoa, Arthropoda, Insecta, Hymenoptera, Formicidae. The coding region runs from base 2185 to 3012 and encodes 275 amino acids. The record is from RefSeq and is a predicted model, not a curated record. The transcript has 5 exons.
UAACUUUCGGCUUAUUAAUAUAUAAUAAUAAUUUCAAUAAGUGCCACGAAAAGAUAUAUUGUUUAAAAUGAGAUCGCGUAAACUGAAGAAUGUAUUUACCGCGUAAAAAAUCUCAUGUAUGAAAAACUACCGUGUAUAUUGAAGGAUGAGUGUACAUACUUAAAUAUACAUACAUACAUACAUACAUACAUAUAGAGGAUGGAUAAAAUAAUGGUGAACACCUGGAAAAUGACCUACAAGGUGCUCACAUUAUUUUCUCUGUUCUCUACAACACUUUCGUAAACAUUUUAAACGUGAAGAAAAUUUAUUAGAUUGGAAUUACAUUUUAGUGUCUAAUAUAUAUUUAAUUUAUCUGCAAAUAUUUUGUAUAUAUUAGGUUUACUUAAAAAUAAAUUAGCGUAUUUUCACGUAGAAAGGGAUAAUUUUAAACGUCAACAUAGUGGCUUCACAGAGUUGAGCUGUGCACGGUUAUGCGCAAUAGAUACACACCCAAAUACAUUUAAUGGAUAAUUCUACGUUUAUAGAAAGAAUAUUGUAAUUAAUUGUAAUUGUUUUUCGAAGAGUAAUUUUAAAACAGAACAAUAGGCUUGUUUCCUAUUGCUGUAUUGAACGCUGGUGAACUAGCACUAAGCUAGAACGAGAAAAAAAAAUACUUUUCUUACUCUAAUUUAUUGCACUAGUUCAUCAGUGUAGCCAUAGAAAACAAGCCUCUUAUUACGAUAUCUUAUUCCGCUUUAUUUCGCGAGUGUAUACUUAACAUAAGGGAAUUGGUAUAAAAAAAACUGUUCAUUAUACGUAUGAUAAUAGUCUAUGGAAAAUAGGGUUCUAGAUAGUUCUUUCGAUAUUAUACGAUCUCUUUUGCGUUACACAAAGUUGAAUCAUAAUAUUGUGUAUUCAACAAUGGGUUCAAACAAAACCAAAAAUUUUGCAUUUUCGCGUUGUAGUCGUUUUCCUAAUAUACAUUUUUUUCCUUGUAAUUACGUUCCCUCUGUUCAAAGUUAUUCUGUUCUAUCAGUACAUUGAUAUAUAUAUAUACACAUAAAUUUAUAUAUAUAUACAUAUAUUUUUGUAUAAUUAUUUUUAUGAUAAAUGUUUAUUUUUACACCACAAAUGCAUAUUUACGGCAAAGAUAUUUUCGCGAUUAACACGAACUAUGCAACGUUUUUUUUUUCAAAUAUCUGCGGUAAAAUGCAUUUGUGUGACAAUCGAAACGUGUACCCUGGGCAAAAUAACUUUGACAUUACUGUACAAAAAACAGCGAUAUACACAUGUAAUAAUUUCAACAAUUAUAAUACGAAAUAAAAUUUCAAAAGACAAAAGACUGUUGUUUCUCAACGACAUUCCAUGCGCACGUGAACCUUGCAUGUCCACUUGCACGAUAAGAACAUGAUAAAAAAAAUGAUAUGCGAGUUAACUGCGUCGUUUAACAAAUAAGCAAAAUAAGUUAUCUCUUCUUUUGCGGAAAUGUUUGUAACAACGCGUUUGCCUAGAAUCCCAUCCAGAUAGAAUAAGUGCAACGAUAAAAACGUGUGAAAUACGAUCCUGGAUAAAGAUUUUUAUCUUAAUUUUUUUUAAUAACGGCUACGCGCCACUGUGGUGCCUGUUCGUUAAGUGAAUUCUUGAGGCACGAUACGCCACUGCGAAUGCUACCCUUCAACAAUAAGCGAUUUGGGACGAAAGGACACUGUAGGGGCUCUUUCUCCCUGCUUCGUUCCACGGUGAAACGGUCGUGCGUCCGUUCGUUUCCACGUGUUUCUAAUUUACACUUUCGUUUUAUCGAGGGAUGCUCUGUGAUACAAUAAAAUUGAUAUAGUGUGAACCGAUCGCGGGACUAAUAAAAAUCGACAGCGUAGUUCCUGUGCUCAGUUGUGAUUUAAUUGUUAAAAAAAACCGACUAUAACUUUGAUGUCACUAGAACCUUUGCUUCAAGAGCGAAUUUCGCUGACUUACGUCCAGUCUAACAUCUCUCCAAUUUUCUUUUCGAAGGUUUUUUCGCGGCAUACAUUACAUACUUUUCGAAAUACUUAACGUCACUUAAGAUCUUAGAACGAACGUUGAAGCUGGCCACCGAGACGAGUUUCGACGACGUUAAAUUACAGUCAAUACCCCGUCUUUCUUGUAAGAGCUUCCGAGCAGAUUGCUCGAUCACAGGUGAAAAGUUUUUGAAGUGAAAAUAUUACAAAGAUGCCUAGAUGCACCCGGCGUCCAUAUGGCGAGGAUAAUACGCCAAGUAAUUCUUCCACACCACCGUCUGGAGAAGGAGACGAGUGUGGAAUCUAUAAUUCUAUGGAAUUACUCCGCCUUGCCUCAAAUCCUGGUGUAUUUAACGGAUCAAAGCGUAACGGGUAUGAAGUGAAAACGGUCCGUUUGAAAAGCUUCGAGAGCUGGCCGUGUUUGUCGCCGGAAAAAUUUGCAGAGGCUGGAUUUUAUUAUACAGGAGUAGACGACAAAGUGAGAUGUUUCGAAUGUAAAGUAGAAAUAUGGAAUUGGAAGUUGAAUGUCGAUCCGAUGUUCUACCAUAAACAACGUUCUCCGAGAUGUAAAUUUAUUGGUAAUACUUCAUGCAACGUGCCAAUGAAUGUUAAUACUAACACGAUUCUGACUAUGUCUGGAGAUGUGUGCGGACCCUACAGUUUAGAAGAAUUGUCUGAUUCGCCCUCAAGUGUGAAGUAUCCUGUAUACAACACUUACGAUGCUAGAUUAACUUCUUUUGCCGAAUGGCCCAAAGUGCUAUCAUGUCUUAAAAAGAGACUAGCGGCUGCAGGUUUGUUUUACACAGGAAAUAGCGAUCGAACAAGAUGUUUCACAUGUGGAAUAACAAUAGUACAGUGGGAAUUGGAUGAUGAUCCUUGGCAGAAUCAUGCUAAAUGUUCUAGAACGUGUUCUUACCUUUCUACGACCAACGAGAAAGAUUAUAUGGCCAACUUCUUUAUUGAAAAAACAAGAGAGAUCUUUAAAGAAGAAAUCGUAGAACCUGUGGUAUAUCAGAGCAAACUAAAGAAGUUAAAUUAAUGUGUGUAUUGCUAGAGGAAAUUCGUGAAGUGUAAAGAGCUUUCAUGACAUUGUUUUUGGAAAUACAGAAAAACUGGCAACAAAGAGAGAAAUCGUCCAUCAUAAUACAUUGUGUUCAUAUUUAAUAAUACAUUGCGAUGUAUUUAUCUCUGACUACAUUAGUAGUUUUUAUUUAUUUUUCCGAUGUAUUUAUUUGUGAUUUCUGCUGUAUUAGUAGUUUUUCUUAUUAUUAUUGGUAAAAAUUGACUCUAACAGUACAAGUAGAUUCCACGAAAGUUUGGAGGAUAUCAUAAAAGUAUAUGUUAAAGAUAUUCUCAGGUAUUAUUACAUCCUAUAAAAGUACCGAAUCAUGUGUGUUGUUAAAGGAUAUUUGUGCGCUACAAAAUAAAGUGACAUGACUUGUAUGGCAAAACUUUGAAGAUAUUAUUUCUAAUAUUCUAUAUAUAUCUAUAUAUU